CACGAGCUGCAGCCUGCCGCCGCUCAGACUCCGAGCAGGAACUCCCGGGUACUUUCUAUCCACCCACUGAGCACGAUGCCAUUCAUGUCAAGGUGCGAGCGCAGACGCUGCCUGCUCCCAGCUAUGUGGCGAGCAUGCUGCCUUUUCUGCGCAUGGUCCCUGCUGCUCCUCACGCAAGUCUGUGCGCAAUCUGAGCGGAGGCCAAUCUUCACGUGUGGUGGAAACAUUACUGGGGAGUCUGGAGUGAUUGGGAGCCAAGGGUACCCAGGAGUUUACCCUCCAAACACCAAAUGUGUUUGGAGGAUCACAGUCCCAGAAGGAAAGGUGGUAGUAUUAUCGUUCCGCACCAUCGAUCUGGAGAAUGACAACCUCUGUCGCUAUGACUACGUGGAUGUUUACAGCGGCCACAUUAGUGCCCAGAGACUCGGCCGCUUCUGUGGGACCUUCAAGCCGGGAUCACUCGUCUCUACGGGUAACAAGAUGCUGCUGCAGAUGGUAUCUGAUGCCAACACGGCCGGGAGUGGCUUCCUCGCCGUUUUCUCUGCCGCUCACCCUCAUGAGAGAGGGGAUCAGUACUGCGGAGGCCGACUCGUCAAACCCAACGGGACUUUUAAAACUCCAAACUGGCCUGAGAAGGACUAUCCCGCUGGGGUCACCUGUUCCUGGCAUAUAGUGGCGCCUAAAAACCAAAUCAUUGAGGUUAAGUUUGAGAAAUUUGACGUGGAGCGAGAUAACUACUGUCGCUAUGACCAUGUCUCCAUCUUCAACGGGGCGGAAAUAAACGACGCAAGGAGGAUCGGCAAAUACUGCGGAGACAGCCCCCCAGCACCUGUGUUUUCAGAAGGAAACCAGGUCCUGAUCCAGUUCCUGUCCGACCUCAGCCUGACUGCCGACGGUUUCAUCGGUCACUACAAGUUCAGACCAAAGAAAUUUUCAAUCACCACCGCACCUCCUCCCACCACCACACACCCAGUCACCACCAGACCAAUACCUCUGAAGUACUCUGUUGCGCUGUGUCAGCAGAAAUGUAAACGAAGAGGAACACUCCACAGCAAUUACUGCUCCAGCAACUUUGUCAUAACUGGGACGGUCAUUACUGCCAUGAUGAAGGGAGGGAGCAUGUAUGCCACUGUCUCCAUCAUCAACGUGUACAAAGAGGGCAACCUUGCGAUCCAGCAAGCAGGGAAGACCAUGAGCACCAAGAUCAUCAUCCUGUGCAAAAAGUGUCCAUUUAUAAGGAGAGGCUUAAACUACAUCUUCAUGGGCCAGGUUGACGAGGAGGGCCGCGGGAAAAUUGCCCCCCAGCACUUUGUUAUGGCUUUCAAGACAAAGAACCAGAAAGGACUCAAUGUCCUGAAAAACAAGCAGUGCUGAGCUCCUGUAGCUGUGAGGAUCCCCUCCGAGGUGGUCUGCCCGGAGCGCAGCUGGAAAUGGAAACAAUCCGGCGGAAAACAAAUCCCCGUCUCAGCAGCACAAACACAAGCCAGGAUAAACAAAACCAAGUCUGUGUGUGGAGCUGCUACAGACACGCACCAUUUCUUCUCUUUAAAAGAGUUUUUGUUUUCAAUUUACUAAUAAUCUGGGACUAUUCAGAUGAAAUGUUUGUUUAAAAAUCCAUUUUUUUCUACAUUUUUCACAGUGUAAGCAGAAGGAAAAACAACUCAAUAUUAUGAUUUUACUUUUUUUUAAUUGUUUUAAUUUAAAGAGUAAUGCUAAGCAUGAUGUCUGUCCCCAGAUUAACACAUCAGAUUAAAAUCCAUUUGAGAUUAUUGCAGUUGUUGAAUGGAGUAAAACCUGCUGUUGAAAUCCAGUGUUCAUUUUUCAAUGGGCCGGGUUGGAAGUCUAAAAUGUGGUGAUUACAGUGCAAUAUUUCCUGUUUUUCUUUAAAUCAUUUCUCAGAUUUUAUGUAAACAUUUAUUUCUUCAAUGGUUGCAAAAAUGAACAACACACUUGUUUUAAAGGAAAAACAUAUUUUCAUAUAAAAAAGGUUAUAUAUAUUAUUUAUAUUUGUUUUUCUUGGACAGAAUUAAAUUCUUUGAACAUUU
Molecule: messenger RNA, 2045 nt
Organism: Oryzias latipes (Japanese medaka)
Lineage: Eukaryota; Metazoa; Chordata; Actinopteri; Beloniformes; Adrianichthyidae
Gene: pcolce2b
Product: procollagen C-endopeptidase enhancer 2b
Molecular function (GO): collagen binding; protein binding; peptidase activator activity
Source: RefSeq, a predicted model, not a curated record